Hordeum vulgare subsp. vulgare (domesticated barley) is the source of this 1592-nucleotide messenger RNA. RefSeq lists its product as uncharacterized. The transcript has a single exon. NCBI's taxonomy places the organism in Eukaryota, Viridiplantae, Streptophyta, Magnoliopsida, Poales, Poaceae. Bases 104 to 1315 code for a protein of 403 amino acids. The record is from RefSeq and is a predicted model, not a curated record.
CCUCCCCAAAUCAGCCGCCGCCGGCGCCUCACUCCCCAAACACACCACCAGACGGCCCACCUCCCUCCCUCCCCCCCUCUCACCGCCUCCUCCUCCCCCUGCCAUGGCCGACCCUGUUCCCCCGCCUGCGAAGAGGAAGAAGGAGGGCCCGAUUUGUCUGGAAACCUCGCCGCUCCUUCCGCCCGCAGGCUGGUCCGAUCUGCCGCCCGACCUCGUCCGCCGCGUCGCCGACUCCCUCCUGGCCACCAACGACCUCGACUGGUACAUGGACUACCGCGCCGUCUGCUCCGGCUGGCGCGCCGCCACCGCCGACCCCAGGAGGGCCGCCUCCGACCCCCGCUUCCGCCCGCGCUGCUGGAUCGUCCUCGAAGAGGUCUUCCUGAGCGAAGGACAAGAGAUUCACCUGGUAAACACCGUCACCGGCCGCUUCCUCCGCAAGAUUCUCCCGCAGCUCGGCGAUUACCACGCCGUGACCGCCACACACAGCGGCUACUGCGUCCUGGCGGAGAAAGGCGCUCGUCACGCCGCCCGCGUCCUCAACCCCCUCACCGGCGUCGUGAUCCGUUUCGCGGCGCCCGUGCCCCUCGAUGUGGGAGUCGCUGAUCUCACUUUUCCCCACGGCUCUUCGGUCCGGCUCGCCGUGUUCUGCGACUCUUCUCGCAAGGCCUACUCAGCGGCUCCUCACAGUAAAAGGUUCGUCAGAUACAAGCAUAAGCAGCAAUCAGCUUUCGAUUACUUCCGGAAGGCGGUCGUGGGUGGUGCCUAUGCAAGCCUUUCUGAAUUAUCCGUAGUUCGUGAGCUGAUGAUUAGCUUAGGCAAGUUUCUGAAUUAUCGGGUUUCGACCAAGGUUUUCUCGGUUGAUCGUCCUGGACAUGGGUACGCCAUUCGGUGUUUCCUAGUGGAUUUGGAUGGGGAUAUAGGUAUCGUCUUGAAGUUCUUGAAUGCACAUGAAGCCCAUUCUCUCUUUGCCCUCCAAUUCGACACCGACACAGGCAAGCUCUGGCGUGUGAAGACCACAGGAAGAUUUGCCAUCUUCAUCGGUGACCACAGGUGCUUCUCCGUCGAUGUUGAUAAGUUCCCAGGAACGGAGGCAGACUGUGUGUACUACACUGAACAUUUGGGUUCGUCCGCUCAUAUCUGCAAGUGCAACAUCAGGGACAACAAAAUAGAGAGGAUCUAUGAGGCUACAGAUUUCGUGAAGCAGGACAAGAAGUUUGUCCUGGUCGCCGACCGUCCUCACACCAUCAUCCACUUCCUCUCCAGCUACACCAUCAACACCCCGGAUUCUCAACUGGCCUUGCAACAGAUUUCAUAAGGCGCUGGCACCAGCAGAUCUUCAUUCAGCUCUGGGAUAGUGAAUUCUCGAUGACCGGACGAUAAGAAGGCUAUGCAUUUGCUAAGUAAUUCUUCAUGUUGUCUUUCUAGUCUUUUGUUUCGCUACUAUGGUUAUGCCUUGCCUUAUGUUAAGCCUAAAACAAUAGGAUGAUUCUAAUGUUAGAUCACCUGUUGUGGAACUGCAGUUUGCAUUCUUAAUUACUACUAGUACUUGGUAUCAACCUAAUGGUACAUCUACUGUGCUUGAUGCUAUCUUA